AAAAGUACCCUUAUGUACCAUGUAAAGGUUCUCUUCUUAUAAAGCAACACACAAGAGCAAGAAAUCUCCAUAACAAGAGAGAGAAACCAAUUUUUUCAGUGAGUGAGCUAAGAUAAGAAAAAUGUCAAAAGAAGUGAGUGAAGAAGGAAGACAUGGCAAAGACUACGUUGAUCCACCUCCAGCUCCACUUCUAGACAUGGCUGAGAUUAAGCUCUGGUCUUUCUACAGAGCUAUCAUCGCAGAGUUCAUAGCCACUCUCCUCUUCCUCUACGUAACCGUAGCUACAGUCAUUGGCCACAAGAACCAAACCGGUCCUUGUGACGGUGUUGGUUUACUCGGCAUUGCGUGGGCCUUUGGUGGCAUGAUCUUUGUCCUCGUCUAUUGCACCGCCGGUAUCUCCGGAGGUCACAUUAAUCCAGCUGUGACGUUUGGUCUGUUCUUGGCUCGUAAAGUGUCGCUCCUUAGAGCAGUUGCUUACAUGGUGGCUCAAUGUCUUGGAGCUAUUUGUGGAGUUGGACUCGUUAAAGCCUUUAUGAUGACUCCAUACAAACGUCUAGGUGGCGGAGCUAACACCGUGGCUGAUGGUUAUAGCACCGGAACUGCUCUUGGUGCUGAGAUUAUUGGCACAUUUGUCUUGGUCUACACUGUCUUCUCUGCCACUGACCCUAAAAGAAGCGCGCGUGACUCUCACGUCCCGGUUUUGGCUCCGUUACCUAUUGGGUUUGCUGUGUUUAUGGUGCAUUUGGCUACUAUCCCAAUCACUGGAACUGGAAUUAAUCCAGCUAGGAGCUUUGGUGCUGCUGUUAUCUACAACAAUGAGAAAGCUUGGGACGACCAUUGGAUCUUUUGGGUUGGACCAUUCGUGGGAGCAUUAGCAGCAGCAGCAUACCAUCAAUACAUCUUGAGAGCUGCAGCAAUCAAAGCCUUGGCUUCAUUCCGAAGCAACCCAACCAAUUGAUGAUGAAUGAGACUUCUUACAACAAUUUGAGCUCUGUUUUGUGUGCUUAGUGAGAGAUAUUUGUGUGUUUUAAUUUGAUGUAAUCGGAUUUAUUCAUUUUCAAUAGUUUAGUUUGGUUUAAUUCAUCUUUGUAUCGUUGCUUUCUUUCAUGUAGGACAUCUUAUGAUUCACUUUUUAUAUUAUAGUCCGAAUUAAAACAUUUAUUAAAAC
Molecule: messenger RNA, 1168 nt
Organism: Arabidopsis arenosa
Lineage: Eukaryota; Viridiplantae; Streptophyta; Magnoliopsida; Brassicales; Brassicaceae
Source: the annotation of a GenBank genome assembly